GCAGUCGGCAGGCGAGGAUGGGAAGCGGUGAGCGAAGGGGCGGCGGGACUGCCUCCGCCGCCGCAGGGAAAGCCGUGCCUGGUUUACACCGCCCCGCAGCUCCUGGGCGGCCCCUGAGCCCGUGAAGAGGGAGGAGGCGGAGGGAGGAGAGAGCCGCCACCGCCGCCGCUUUGGUUCAGCCCUUCGGGGAGGGGCCGGUCCGGAUUGUCGCCGGCGACCGCGCCAGGAGAGCGGCCAAGUUUCUGCCUUUCCCGCCGAGCCCCAGAAGGGCGGCCUCUGUCUGUGCAAAGGGCUCCCCAGCAGGUGAAUGAACUGAAAGUGCCUUUGUGAAGUCACGUACAAGAGACAACUUCUCUGUCAUUGCUAUUUGAUUUUUGCCAGCUAAAUAUUGCUCUUAUCAUCUAUGUCAUCUGUAGCAGUUACAAGCUGCUUGAUGAGAAACUGAUUCCAGCAUUAAAAAAGCAAGAAGAAAAGAUUAGAUUGGGCAUGAAAACAGCUGAAUGUAUAACCCUUCAUAUAUAAUCACUGUCAACACAGAGGAUACAAGAAGCUCAGAUGUUAUAGUGGUGUGUCGUCGAAUGAAAACGAAGCUGAACAAAAGUGUGUUGACGAAACCAAUUAACAGGCCAGAAAUGCUAUCGAGCAUGAAUAUAUUGCAUCCACAAGUUUACAAGUGGCACAUAUUGCUUGAUUGACAGACUUGCUUAUAAAUAGUUGCUCAUUCAGCUUUGUGCAUAUUGGACUCUACUAAACGGUUCUUACAUCAUCACUGCUGGGAGCUAUUUGAAAGACUUUCAGUGUUGGAGUAAUUUCAGUCACUCUCAAAUCAGUUUUACACUAUGGCUUUGAAUGUCGCUCCUGUAAGAGACACAAAAUGGCUGACGUUAGAAGUGUGCAGACAGUUUCAAAGAGGAACUUGUUCACGCUCUGAUGAGGAAUGCAAAUUUGCACAUCCCCCGAAAAGCUGCCAGGUUGAAAAUGGAAGAGUUAUUGCCUGCUUUGAUUCUCUAAAGGGCCGAUGCACGAGAGAGAACUGCAAAUAUCUUCAUCCACCAACACACUUGAAAACUCAGCUAGAAAUUAAUGGUAGGAACAACUUGAUACAACAGAAAACUGCAGCAGCGAUGCUAGCGCAGCAGAUGCAAUUUAUGUUCCCAGGAACACCACUUCAGCCGGUGCCCUCCUUUCCUGUAGGGCCAACAAUAGGAUCCAACACAGCAUUAAGCUUUGCGCCAUAUUUAACACCAGUCACUCCCGGGGUUGGAUUAGUUCCUACUGAAAUUGUUCCCACGCCACCUGUCAUUGUUCCUGGAAGUCCCCCUGUCACAGUUCCUGGGUCCACUACGACACAGAAACUCCUCAGGACAGACAAAUUGGAGGUAUGCAGGGAGUUCCAGCGAGGAAACUGUGCACGGGGUGAAACUGACUGCCGCUUUGCACAUCCCGCAGACAGCACAAUGAUUGAUACAAACGACAACACCGUAACUGUUUGUAUGGAUUACAUAAAGGGGCGCUGCAUGAGGGAGAAAUGCAAAUAUUUUCACCCUCCUGCUCACUUGCAGGCCAAAAUCAAAGCUGCUCAGCACCAAGCCAACCAGGCUGCGGUGGCAGCCCAGGCUGCCGCUGCCGCUGCUACAGUGAUGACUCAGUCGACUGCCAAAGCAAUGAAGCGACCUCUCGAAGCAACUGUAGAUCUGGCCUUUCCUCCCGGCGUCCUUCACCCUUUACCAAAGAGGCAAGCUUUUGAGAAAAGCAAUGGUGCCAGUGCUGUUUUUAAUCCCAGUUUCUUGCACUACCAACAGGCUCUUGCUAGUGCACAAUUGCAGCAACACGCAGCGUUUAUUCCAACAGGGUCAGUUUUGUGCAUGACACCCGCUACCAGUAUUGUACCCAUGAUGCACAGCGCUACGUCCGCCACUGUCUCUGCAGCAACAACUCCUGCAACAAGUGUCCCCUUCGCCGCAACAGCCACAGCCAAUCAGAUAAUCCUCAAGUAACCUACAGGAAUGGAAUGGAAUGUCAAGAAGCUUCACUGAGAACAGCAAAGCAUUGUUACUGUACAUACUACCCUGUCUCUUCCUCGAUAGAAUUGCCACAAACUGCAUGCUGAGUAAUGAGAUUGUUCGUCCGGACAAAUCACAAACACUAAGGAGCUAGUGCUGCUAUAUCAUAUAGGAAUAUUAAAUAUGGUAUGCUUUAGUAUAUUCCAAACUAAUCUAGUUAACUACCUGAUGCUAGCUGUGAUGGUUCAAGACAUAAAAAGGGUAACAUUUUACUUUUAAAAAGUUUUAUACAACAUUGUUUACUUCUUAGGAGUAUUGUCUUGCCACCAUAACUAUAGCUAAUGUAAGUAGUCUUAUUCAUGUAUUAUUGUAGGAUUCACAACUUUAUGAAUCUUUCUAUGUUAGCAAUAAACGCUUUACAUUGGCCACUAAGCCCAGGAUCCAAAGAACCACAUGACAAGUUCCACAUGACCAAGGGCGCUUUCUCAAACAGCUAAUUUUGCCCAACUCCACAGGACAAAUCACUUUAAAACUGCAGAAAAUGUCAAUAGUACUUCAUGAUAAUAGCAAAGGAAUCUGCUGCUCAAAUUGAAGAGUGGGGGGUUGAAGUAAAAAAAAAGUCAUACUGGGCGUAUGCAAGUGCUCUGGUGCACCAGGGUAACUCUUUGGAUCCUGGCCAGUAUACACAAACUGGAGAUUUUAACUUUUGACCCUUUGACAAUUUUGUACUCUCUUUAAAAGCUCACUUCUCUAUUAGGCAGUCGAUGCCAAGAUAAAAGAGGUGAUGUGAAAGCAAAACCCUCAAUUCCUGCAUGUCACCUCCUAAAAAUUCCCAAUAGAGAAUCCAAGGUAAAGCACAAAUUGCUGAGAUGCACAUGAAUUGAUAUUAGACUUGUACGGAGAAGCAGUAUCGUAAUUAUGGCAUUCUAGAACUAAAGUUAAACCUUUGCACGGUAUGAUUUUCAUACCCCUAACAAAGUCUUGACUAUGUUAUUUUACAAAGAGAGAAAAUAUUUUUUAAAAAAAGCCUUUGCAGAAGUGCCUAAAUUUUGCCACACCAGACUUGAAACUAAGUGAUCCUGAGGUCUAUAAUUGAAUCUAUACCAAGUGAUUAAGCUUUCAGAUUUACAAUCAGGUUACCAAAAAGAACUUGUUAUGAAAUAACUUCUUCCCAACUAAAGAAAUGGGGCUAUAGAUGAAGAGAUGAGCAUGAUAUUCUAAUUUAAUUAAAACUGGCUGCAGUCAUUGAAAUAGGUGACUUUAAUCUAGACGGUUAGGAGAAUUUGAACAUUAGAGAGCGAGAGAGAGCGCUUCAGUUUAUUCAUUCUUACUGUUGCCGUAUUUUUAAAACUGGGUUAAAGAAGUUGUAACCGGAUUACAGCACAGAGAAAGAAACUAGUUCUUUUUAACCUUUGUUUCUUUAAAAGCUUAUUUUAUGUCACAGAAAAUGAAGAUAUCUUUAAUACAGCUAUAUACAUAUUAUAUAUAUACACAUACAUAUAUAUGGACAAAACAGAUUUUAAUGUUUACUUUUUUAAAUACGUGUUGAUUUACAAGGUAAUUAUAUACAUUUAAUUAAUGUAGGAGGUUUGUUUUAAAGAUUUAUUUCCUACACUGUUGUACCAAAUAUGUCAUAUUUCACAUUUUAUAUGUUGCAUAUAUCUAUAUCUAUAUAAAUAUAUAGAUAUAUAGAUAUCUCUCACAGAAAAUCAUAGUUUUUAAAUUAUUGUUUAUAAAACAAAAAAGCAGCUGUCCUAUGGAAAUAUAUAUAAUUGUUUGAAACAUCUGUUUUUUCCAUGUGAACAUUAUGAAUGAUUGCAGUAUUUUAACGUAGCCUUUCAGACUGAUUCUAAGCUCUUCAGCUUCGAUGGCACUGCCUGUUUUGAAAGACCAUAAGCACUAACUGAUUAUUUGUUUAAUGAAAUUAUUUUCCAGUGUUAAUCUUGUUUUUAAAUGUCUAAUAUCUGUUUAUAUUAAAACUGUAGAUUUGAUCACCUAAAGGGGGAAAGACCCAAAAUCUAACAGUAAACAUAGUGCUUGUAA
Sphaerodactylus townsendi is the source of this 4046-nucleotide messenger RNA. It is a transcript of the gene MBNL2, whose product is annotated as muscleblind like splicing regulator 2. The transcript is spliced from 10 exons. The record is from RefSeq and is a predicted model, not a curated record. Gene Ontology annotation, molecular function: metal ion binding. Bases 840 to 1997 code for a protein of 385 amino acids. NCBI's taxonomy places the organism in Eukaryota, Metazoa, Chordata, Lepidosauria, Squamata, Sphaerodactylidae.